Labrus bergylta (ballan wrasse) is the source of this 1540-nucleotide messenger RNA. The record is from RefSeq and is a predicted model, not a curated record. NCBI's taxonomy places the organism in Eukaryota, Metazoa, Chordata, Actinopteri, Labriformes, Labridae.
GGGCUGCAGCUGUCUGAGAGCAACAAUAACAAGCUGUACUCAACUACUUCACCGCGGCGUAACCAGAACCUGACAGCGACCGAAACCACCGACAACCCCACCAUGAAGCGGGUCCACUGAAUCCUGGAUCUGACCGUCCGUCCUACGGGUUCAGAACCGGGUCACCGCCAACCGUCUGAAAGCUCGACCGCAGGGGGAGCAGGGCAGUGCGGGGCUGCAUCUGGGUCAGUGGGCCUGUCGGUGUCUGUGACGACGCGAUCGAUACCCCCGCAGUGUCAUCCGGUUCUACACACUUCUGGACCCUUGUUCUGACCCGGCAACAUGCAGGCUAACGGGGCCGGACAGGAUCAGGAUCGGGACUCUGAGCUGUCCUGCAGAAACGGAGCUCAGAACGGAGAGUCCUCCUCCUCGGGCGACGCCGCCGCCGCCGGGGACGCUCACUCCAACGGGCUGCUGUCCGUCACCAACAACAACAACAACAACGGAGUCCCGGUUCAGCCCGGGUCAAACAACAGCGGAAACCCGGCGGAGGCCAGCCCGGGCCUGAAGAAGAAGAAGCGGCUGUCCCAGUCCGAGGAGGACGUGAUCCGGCUCAUAGGACAACAUCUACACGACCUGGGGCUAAAUCAGACCGUGGACCUCCUGAUGCAGGAGUCCGGCUGCAGGCUGGAGCAUCCGUCUGCCACCAAGUUUCGUAACCACGUCAUGGAGGGCGAGUGGGACAAGGCUGAGAGCGACCUGAACGAGCUGAAGGCGUUGAUGCAUUCUCCGAGCGCCAUCGUGCGGAUGAAGUUCCUGCUCCUGCAGCAGAAGUAUCUGGAGUACCUGGAGGACGGGAAGGUUCUGGAGGCGCUGCAGGUCCUCCGAGCAGAACUCACUCCUCUGAAGUACAACACGGAGCGGAUCCACAUCCUGAGCGGGUACUUGAUGUGUAGUCAUGCAGAGGACCUGAGAGUUAAAGCGGAGUGGGAGGGAAAAGGCACGACGUCCCGGACGAAGCUGCUGGACCGACUCCAGACGUACCUGCCUCCGUCCGUCAUGCUGCCCCCUCGCCGCCUGCAGACUCUGCUGAAGCAGGCGGUGGAGCUGCAGAGGGACCGCUGCCUCUACCACAACACCAAGCUGGACGGGGGUCUGGACUCUGUGUCCCUGCUGCUGGACCACGCCUGCAGCCGGAAACAGUUCCCGUGUUACACCCAGCAGAUCCUCACUGAACACUGUAACGAGGUCUGGUUCUGCAAGUUCUCCAACGACGGCACCAAACUGGCCACCGGCUCCAAAGAUACCACGGUGAUCGUGUGGCAAGUCGACCCGGAGACCCAGCAGCUGAAGCUGAUGAAGACUCUGGAGGGUCACGCGUACGGGGUUUCCUACCUGGCGUGGAGUCCUGAUGACAUGUACCUGAUCGCCUGCGGACCUGAUGACUGCUCAGAGCUGUGGCUGUGGAACGUUCAGGUACGACAUCUCUCACUUCCUCAUUCUCUUAAAGGGAUACUUCACCAGCUGAAACAUGAACCUGUACUGACAUUGGGUCAUAUAU